UUGUUAUGCAACAAGCAUCCACAGAGGAAAGAAAAAGGGGGCCCCGAAAGUUACAAUGCUACCGGGAUUGAAAUAGACAAGAAGCUGGAAGACCUUGGCGGGAAUCGAAUUUAUGAUCUUGGACUUGGGGAUGACGAUGCGAACAUGGAAGAAGAUUUCAUUACGUGGAAGGAGAAGUUCUGGGAAGCCCUGUGCGAGAAAUUCGGUCUGGAAGCCAGUGCUGAGGACUUGAGCAUUCGCCAGUUCAGACUGGUGUUGCCCACUGAUGUGCCCAAGGAGAAAAUCUACUCUGGGGAAGUGGCGAGAAUCCGUUCAUACGUCACACAGCGACCGCCAUUUGAUGCAAAGAACCCGUUCUUAGCGACAAUUGUGGCUCAUCGAGAGAUCCACAAGAAUGGCGACCGGAACUGCAUGCAUCUGGAAUUUGACAUAACCGGAUCGAGGAUCCGUUAUGAAUCUGGAGACCACGUCGCCAUCUACCCGACGAAUGAGGAAGUUCUGAUCGAACGGCUUUACGCUUUAUCUGAUGGUAAACACGACUUGGACACCGUUUUUACCCUGACUGCGAUCGAAGUGACUCGAACGACAAAUUUAUUCAAGCGUGAAUCGUCGCCAUUUGAUGCAAAGAACCCGUUCUUAGCGACAAUUGUGGCUCACCGAGAGAUCCACAAGAAUGGCGACCGGAACUGCAUGCAUCUGGAAUUUGACAUAACCGGAUCGAGGAUCCGUUAUGAAUCUGGAGACCACGUCGCCAUCUACCCGACGAAUGAGGAAGUUCUGAUCGAACGGCUUUACGCUUUAUCUGAUGGUAAACACGACUUGGACACAGUUUUUACCCUGACUGCGAUCGAAGAGGAUUCGAAUAAGAAAUUUCCUUUCCCGUGUCCGUGCACUUUCCGCACUGCCCUGCGUCACUACGUGGACAUCACCAGUUUGCCCAGGACCCACGUGCUGAAGGAACUCUCCGAGUAUUGCACUGAUGAGGCGGACAAGGCCAAGCUCAAGUUGAUUGGCCAGCCCAGCGUCGAAGGGAAGGAGUUGUACAACAAAUGG
This is a messenger RNA of Notodromas monacha, 1053 nucleotides long. The record is from the annotation of a GenBank genome assembly. Lineage: Eukaryota; Metazoa; Arthropoda; Ostracoda; Podocopida; Cyprididae.